AUGGCCUCUGCCACAGGAGUCCCUCAAGAACAUCCUCAGACCAUUGAGGCCAGAGAAGAUGAGCCAUUAUUGGGCGCUGCUGAAUGUGAGGUUGUCUGGCUUGAUACUGAUUCAUCUGCUGCAGGGACCGCCGCAAUUGCUCAGUGCGGCAUAUUGCUUCUUACGGCUCUCGUCUGGGCUGGCGUCUUCUCCCAUCCCUUGAUCUUCUUUUCUGCGCAUCCGCUGCUCAACUCCUCCGCUAUACUUCUCCAAGUACAAGCUGCUCUCAUCCUACAGCCAACUGCAACGCCGCAGCAGAAACUCCUAGGCACUCAAAUCCACUAUUCCCUGCAAGCUAUCAGCCUGGCUGCUUUCCUCACCGCAUUCACCAUCAUCGAGAUUAACAAGGGCGAUCAUCCGCGACUGACAUCGCUGCAUGGCAUCUUAGGACUAAUUACCUACAUCUGCAUCAUCCUCCAAGCACUGCUGGGACUUGUUCAGUAUUUCUUCCCUGUCAAGAUCCUUGGCAGUGCUGAUGCGGGCAAAAGACUGUACAAGUACCACCGCCAUUUUGGAUACUUGCUGCUUGUCUUGGAACUGGCGACCGUGUCAGCGGCAACCCAGACGACGUAUAAUGUGGCUGUCCUGCACACUCCGCUUUGGGGCGUUCUUGUUGCAGCGGUAUUAAUUGUCGCUGGAGUCGGUGCCAGGAUCAAGAAGCACAAGCUGGGCUUCUAG
Molecule: messenger RNA, 717 nt
Organism: Aspergillus fumigatus Af293
Lineage: Eukaryota; Fungi; Ascomycota; Eurotiomycetes; Eurotiales; Aspergillaceae
Product: putative cytochrome b561
Exons: 4
Coding region: 1-717 (238 amino acids)
Molecular function (GO): transmembrane monodehydroascorbate reductase activity
Source: RefSeq, a predicted model, not a curated record